UCGCGCCAGCUGUGUUCCUGCCUUCAGUGUAAAGCCGGGUGUGUGUGGAUACAUUGACCUAAGCACCAAGUCACUGAAGUAUUUACAGUCCGAGGAGCACCUCAACAAAAUUGAUAUGUCUGACGAAAUUCUACCUGAAGGCUGGGAAAAACGCGUGAGCCGUUCCACAGGACAACAUUACUACUUGAAUGUCUAUACUAAGGAAAGUCAAUGGGAUACUCCUACGAGUCCUGCAUCUUCUAGUCAUGGUGGUCCAUCCAAAGUUCAGUGCAGUCAUUUACUUGUGAAGCAUGAGGGAUCUCGCAGGCCGGCUUCAUGGCGGGAAGAUAAUAUAACUCGAACAAAGGAUGAGGCAAUUGAAAUAUUGAAAGGUUAUGAGGAAAAAAUUAAGUCAGGGGAUGCAACCCUUGCAGACUUGGCAUCUAAGUACUCUGACUGCAGCUCAGCAAAACGAGGUGGUGAUCUAGGUCCUUUUACUCGAGGGGCAAUGCAAAAGCCGUUUGAGGAUGCAGCAUUUGCUCUUAAAGUUGGUGAACUGAGUGACAUUGUGGAUACUGAUUCAGGGGUGCAUCUCAUUUUACGCACUGCCUAAAACAGUUAUAUUCCAGCUCCGUCAGUGUUUCUAUCUUUAAUUUUCUGAAGUGUACUCGCUUUAUGAGGAAAAACAAUUGUAGAAAUUAUUCAUGUUGUGUUCCUUUUAAUUAUUUUGUGUGGAAAGUAAUGCUAAAGCAAUGACCCUUGUUAUUUGUAUCAACUGGAAAUAGCAACACGAGCCCAUUGGCUUGUGAUACAGUGGUUUUGCUGUUUAACUUGUAAGCAAAGAUUAGUUGUUCUCCUCAAGAUUUUUUCCCUUUUCUUUUACUUCAUAGUACGUUUGUAAUAAUUGUUACCUGACUUCUUACAUAUCCAUGACUGGAAGACCUCUGAAACAAUUAUUUGAUGUAUGAACACUUCUUUAUGGAGGAGACACUGAUUUUAUUUAAGUUGCAUUUGCAGAGAUCGAGUUACCUGGAUUUUAGUUUUAAUUUCUAUUUCAUAAUAAAAUUAUGAUGUGUUUAAAGAAUAAGUUGAAGUCAUUAGUGUGGCUUCAUCUGGAACUUUUCAUAAUACUUGAGGUAGCUUACACAUAAUUCCUCUUACUAUUUCAUGCAUAAUGCUUAGCCCAUUUGCUAAUCUUCUAUCAGUACCUCAAAUUAUUUUAAAAUAAAACGUUUGUGUCAAAAGAGUCAA
This is a messenger RNA of Frankliniella occidentalis (western flower thrips), 1230 nucleotides long. RefSeq names its product putative peptidyl-prolyl cis-trans isomerase dodo. The transcript has 3 exons. Gene Ontology annotation, cellular component: cytosol; nucleus. The record is from RefSeq and is a predicted model, not a curated record. Gene Ontology annotation, molecular function: protein binding; peptidyl-prolyl cis-trans isomerase activity. The coding region runs from base 116 to 592 and encodes 158 amino acids. Lineage: Eukaryota; Metazoa; Arthropoda; Insecta; Thysanoptera; Thripidae.